AUGGGGAACACCACCAGCGAGCGUGUGUCUGGGGAGCGCCAUGGCUCCAAGUCCCACCGCUCGGAUGGCUCCGGUGCCCCCCCCGCCACCAAGGAGCACCCGCAUAAGAUCAUGGUGGGCAGCACCGACGACCCCAGUGUUUUCAGCUCCCAUGACUCCAAGAUUCCUGGGGACAAGGAGUUUGUGUCGUGGCAGCCAGAUCUGGAGGAGUCAGUGAAACCAUCCCAACAGGCUCGUCCCACUGUCAUCCGCUGGGCCGAUGGAGGCAAAGAGGUCUUCAUCUCCGGAUCUUUCAACAACUGGAGCACCAAGAUCCCACUCAUCAAGAGCCACAACGACUUUGUCGCUAUCCUGGACCUCCCAGAAGGAGAGCACCAGUACAAAUUUUUUGUGGAUGGCCAGUGGGUCCAUGACCCAUCUGAGCCUGUGGUCACCAGUCAGAUGGGGACGAUUAACAACCUGAUUCACGUCAAGAAGUCUGACUUUGAGGUGUUCGAUGCUUUGAAGGUGGAUUCCCUGGAGAGCUCAGAAACCUCAGACUUAUCAAGCUCACCACCUGGACCUUAUGGCCAAGAGAUGUACGUAUACCGGCCCGAGGAGCGCUUCAAAUCCCCACCCAUCCUCCCACCUCACCUCCUCCAGGUCAUCCUGAACAAGGACACCAAUAUCUCGUGUGACCCAGCACUGCUGCCCGAACCCAACCACGUCAUGCUCAAUCACCUCUAUGCACUCUCCAUCAAGGAUGGCGUGAUGGUGCUCAGUGCCACGCACCGCUACAAGAAGAAGUACGUCACCACGCUGCUGUACAAGCCCAUCUGAGCCAGGGCCUUGCCCGCCCCCCACGCAGGACACGAAGCGCCGCUUUGUCUGCACACACUGGGCCACAGGACUGUGUGAGAACUGGCCGCUGGCUCCAGCCUCGAACCUGGCAGGGACACAGGCCCCUGGCUCCAGCCUCAAACCUGGCAGGGACACAGGCCCCAGCGACAGGCCCAGGGCCACUGGGGCCUGUGACACUGUCCCAUCCUACUGGUGUGGUUUGAUUUAACCCUUGGUUUCCGCCCACCUACAGCUCCCCUUGGCUUCUGUGAGUCUCUGGGGCCACGUUGCUGCUCACCAGAAUAGCCUUUCCUCAUGCCCACCGUGGAAAGGGCUUCACCCUCCCCGUCUUCUCCAGCCUGCAAGGGCCCCAAGGCGGUCCUGGCACUGCCCCCAGCCCAGGCCUCCAGGAACGUGUCCUACCUGCUGAAGGUUGCCGUGCUGUCCUCGUGAUGAGCCUCCAAGGCCACGUUGACCCCUAGGAGCCCUAGGAUACCCCAGCCUGCCACCUGUCCCCUGUCCCGCAGCCCUGGCUGUGGGGCUGCCCCCCUCCUUGUGCUCCCCAGCUUUGAGGAGGGCUCUCAGCUCUGUCUGCAGCCCCAGCCCUCUGCCAGGUUCAGCGUCGAGCCAGCGGGAGGGAGGGUACAGCCGGACGCAGCCACGCUUACCUGCCGCCGGGACAGCACCGUCAAGCACUGAAUGCCCCAUCCCCAACAUCGAGUGCUUCUGCGGGGCAGGGCUGACUUCGUCACAGGCAGAGGAGCACCCACGCACGCCCAUGCUGGAGGGGGCCUGGGGAGAGCGGAGCAGGGCAGGUACCCCAGGACCCUGGCUACACCGUCUGCUGCCGGAGCAGUGCCACAUGACAGGAUUUUCUCUAUUUAUUACAGUAUUUAUUGUUCUCGGU
Messenger RNA from Aquila chrysaetos chrysaetos, 1726 nucleotides. It is a transcript of the gene PRKAB2, whose product is annotated as protein kinase AMP-activated non-catalytic subunit beta 2. Gene Ontology annotation, biological process: signal transduction. Gene Ontology annotation, molecular function: protein kinase binding. Gene Ontology annotation, cellular component: nucleotide-activated protein kinase complex; cytoplasm; nucleus. Lineage: Eukaryota; Metazoa; Chordata; Aves; Accipitriformes; Accipitridae. The record is from RefSeq and is a predicted model, not a curated record.